Herpailurus yagouaroundi (jaguarundi) is the source of this 4500-nucleotide messenger RNA. RefSeq names its product meprin A subunit beta (gene MEP1B). Gene Ontology annotation, biological process: proteolysis. The record is from RefSeq and is a predicted model, not a curated record. Lineage: Eukaryota; Metazoa; Chordata; Mammalia; Carnivora; Felidae. The transcript is spliced from 16 exons. Bases 2096 to 4342 code for a protein of 748 amino acids. Gene Ontology annotation, molecular function: zinc ion binding; metalloendopeptidase activity; protein binding. Gene Ontology annotation, cellular component: membrane.
UAGUCCAUGGAAUCCAGAUAUCUGGUCAAAUACUAGUCUAAACGUCACUGUGAAGAUACUUUCCAGAUGAUACUAACAUUUAAAUCAGUAGACUUUGAGCAAAGCCAAUUUCCUUUCUUUGUGUGGGUGGGCCUCAUCUAAUCAGUGGAAGGCCUUAAGAGACAAAAGACCAAGAUUGCCAGAAGAAGAGAGAAUUCUGCUAGCAGACUGCUUUUGGACUCAAGCUGCAACAUUGCUUUUUCUCUGGGUCUCCAGUCUACCAGCCCACCCUGCAGACUUUGGAUUUGCCAGCUUCCACAGUUCUGAGCUCUCAGAACAAUCCAUAUGGCUGGAAUCUUGAGCACGGUUCGCGAUAGUCCCCGGGAGAAAUGAAGACCAGAGGAGGACCAGCAGCCAGAGGCAGACACGCUCUCCAGGAGACAAAUGAGCGGGGCUGGAGCUAUGUUAGACCAGCCAAGGGUAGCCUCUGCAUUAGAGCCUCAGUGACCAUCCCAGGAAGAAUGAAAUGUAAAAUCUAUCCAUUAAUUGCAGUCAAAACACAUUUCUGGAGUUGGAUUUCAGCCACGCCCCCAUGACUGUCCAUGAGAUUCCUAGAGGGGCUGUCCAUGUGCUGUGUUAGGUAGGGUCCACAGCAGACUACAACCGUCCUCGGAACUGUUGCUUCCUACCUCCCUGAUUGCAACUUCCUAACUUGGAAUGUGAGCCGUCUGCCCUAACGCAUGGCUUGCAGUCAGGGGUCUCAGUUGCACGUGGCUCACAAAAGCAGAUAUGCAUAAUAAAUACUUCUAUUUUUCGGUAACUGUAAUUAUUGUUUUGAGUCCCCAUCCACAUAAAUGGGAGAAAUUUAACUGUUGCCGAUUAAGGAUUCCCAUCUUUUACUCUGAGGCUCAUGCCUAAGCUUGACAGCCCAAGGCCCCAUCUCAUCCCGGUGGCAUCCCCCCUCGGGCACGCUCUGAAACAUCUGUCUCUCGUCUGGUCGUUGGUUGUCCUUCUAUGCAGCCCUCUAUGGAGACACUCGGAUUCCUAGCCACAUGGCCCCGCAGGUGUGGGGCUUUCCCUGAUACUUGUGUGCCACUCUGGUCUCUUAGGAGUUAUUCUCCUUCCUUCCAAGACAUGCUUUCUUUUGCAGAGUGUUUUUGUCUCCUUGUAGCUCUAGCCAGGAAACAGGCCCAUUUUAUUGGGGAUCCCAGAAACCACCCGCAGGAUCCCUGGGAACAAGUGAGGAGUGGGGUUUGUAACUUUCCCUUUGAACACUUACCCUCUCAGAGGUUGGGAAUGACUGGCUCAAACUCACAAAGAGCAUCCUCCCAAGUCCUUUGUCUCUACCAUGCAUCUUUUGACAUCCUUCCUAUGAGCGCAGAGUGGGGCAAGGACCAAUCCUGAGUGGGGAGGGAAUUGCUGAGGGAAAAAGUGGUGUUGCAAAAAUAUUAUAUCGCAUCACAGUUGAGAGUGGAACCAUGGGAACACAGAGAGUAGGUUGUCUCUAAAGAAAAGUUAUCCCAAGAAAACAAGGAAAAAGGGAAAGAACUGAGAGAUGGAUUGGAACACCAGUUUAUCAGAAAACCCGUGACCAUUCCUAGCUUUGGACCCUCCCCCUUAGGUUUGCUUGAUGGGAAUUUUCACGAGUGAGGUAUGUUGCUAUUUUGCUACUUUAUAUAUAAUGAUCAAAAUAUGCCAGAUUUCUAACACAUAAAUGGAUUUUGAAACUCAAUAAAUUUUCUAAUACAUGAAUGAGUGAUUAAAAAAGCCACGGACAUAACUGGAUAUAUGAAAGCAGCACAGGGUUAGAUGAGCAGAAGGAGCUUCACAAACGUUACUAUUUGAAAGAUUAAAAGUUAAUUUCAGGAAUUCACAAAAGGAAAACAUAAAAAUAAAUAAAUAAAAAAUAAAUAAAAAUUAAUGUGAUAUUUUCUUUUGCUCAAGUGGUCGUCAAUAAUUCUGAGGACAAAUAUGUAUAAAUUAGGGAACUUAUUUCAUUAACAGGUCUCAGCCAGGCACUUAACUACUGAAUGUUGACUCAGGGGGAAAAAAAAAGCCAACAAACAAGGCUGCAGAGCUGUGUUCAGGAUACUGGACUUUAACUCUCUGACUGCAGAUGAUACUACUACAGCGAGCUGACCUGCAAGAUGGAUCUUUGAGAUCAAAGGCUACAAAUUAUGAUGUUUGCCUUUUAAGAAGUAAAUGCUACUCUGACUUUCUUAGUUUGCACAUUUCAACUGGAAGCCACAACAUGGAUUCAUGGUAUCUGCCUUGGUUUCUGUUCUUUGCCAUUCUCUUCCUGGUUCCUGGCUUGCCAACUCCAGAAAACUUUGUUAAAGAUGUAGAUGGUGGAAUUGAUCAAGAUAUAUUUGAUAUCAAUGAAGAAUUGGGGCUGGAUCUAUUUGAGGGAGACAUCAGACUUGAUGAGGCACAAGAUAGAAAUUCCAUCAUCGGAGAAAAAUACAGAUGGCCUCAUACCAUCCCAUAUGUUCUAGAAGAUAGCUUGGAAAUGAAUGCUAAGGGAGUUAUCCUUAACGCAUUUGAACGCUAUCGCCUAAAAACAUGCAUUGACUUCAAGCCUUGGACUGGAGAAGCUAACUAUAUAUCAGUGUUCAAGGGCAGUGGCUGCUGGUCUUCAGUGGGCAACAUGCAUGUUGGGAAGCAAGAACUCUCCAUCGGGGAGAACUGUGACAGAAUAGCGACAGUUCAACAUGAGUUCCUCCACGCCCUGGGGUUCUGGCAUGAGCAGUCUCGUUCCGAUCGGGAUGACUACGUCAUGAUAAUGUGGGACAGGAUUCUGUCAGGCAGAGAGCACAAUUUUAACACCUACGAUGACCAAGAAUCAGACUCCUUGAAUGUUCCCUAUGAUUACACGUCAGUAAUGCACUACAGUAAGACGGCUUUCCAAAAUGGAACAGAACCAACAAUUGUAACACGAAUCUCAGACUUCAUGGAUGUGAUCGGCCAGCGAAUGGAUUUCAGCAACUAUGAUCUCUUAAAGUUGAAUCGACUGUAUAAUUGCUCCUCUUCCUUGAGCUUUCUGGACUCGUGCAACUUUGAACUGGAAAACGUGUGCGGUAUGAUUCAAAGUUCAGGUGAUAGUGCUGACUGGCAACGGACUUCCCAGGUCCCCAGGGGCCCAGAGAGCGAUCACUCCAACAUGGGCCAGUGCAAAGGUUCUGGUUUCUUCAUGCAUUUCAACAGUAGCUCUGUCAGUGUGGGGGCCACAGCAGUACUGGAAAGUAGAACAUUCUACCCUAAAAGAGGAUUUCAGUGCUUGCAGUUUUAUUUAUAUAACAGUGGAAGUGAAAACGACCAACUGAACAUCUACAUCAGGGAGUAUUCCGCAGACAACGUGAAUGGUACUCUAAUGCUUGUGGAAGAAAUAAAAGAUAUACCCAUUGGAAGCUGGCAACUUUACCAUGUGACAUUGAAAGUGACCAACAAAUUUAGAGUGGUGUUUGGAGGGGUCAGAGGCACUGGUGCAUCAUUGGGUGGCCUGUCUCUUGAUGACAUCAAUCUUUCAGAAACACAGUGCCCUCAUCAUAUCUGGCAUAUAAAGAAUUUCACACAGAUUAUUGGCAGCUCGAAUGAAACUAUAUAUAGCCCUCCAUUUUAUUCUUCUAAAGGUUAUGCCUUCCAGAUUCAGUUGAAUCUGAAUCAUUCGACUAACGCAGGAAUAUAUUUCCACUUGAUCUCUGGAGCCAAUGAUGAUCAAUUACAAUGGCCAUGUCCUUGGCAACAAGCCACGAUGACACUCUUGGAUCAAAAUCCUGACAUUCGACAGCGUAUGUCCAACCAGCGGAGUAUAACUACAGACCCAUUUAUGACCACCGAUAAUGGAAACUAUUUUUGGGACAGGCCAUCCAAAGUGGGAUUAGUGGCUUUUUUCCCUAAUGGAACGGAGUUUAGAAGAGGUAUGGGCUUUGGAACUGCUGCCUUUAUAACCUACAAGAGGCUGAAAAGCAGAGAUUUUAUAAAAGGAGAUGAUGUUUAUAUCCUACUGACCGUGGAAGACAUAUCCCACCUUAAUUCUACACAAAUUCCACCAAUCCCAACCGCUAACAUCAAUGACCUCUGCACAAACUUCACAUGUGAGAACGACGGCAUCUGCGUUGUCCGAAAUGGCAAGGCCGAGUGCAGGUGUCUGUCAGGGGAAGACUGGUGGUUCCUGGGCGAAAGGUGUGAGAGGAGAGGCUCCACCCAGGAUACCAUUGUCAUCGCUGCAUCUUCUACUGUUGCUGUGUUUGUCCUGAUGCUGAUAGUCACCCUCGUCAGUGUCUAUUGUACCAGGAAGAGAUAUCGUAGGAGGACAACUUCAAAUACAACAGACAUGACUCUGGAAAAUCAGCAUGCAUUUUGAAGAUUAACUCAACAAUAUGGCCAGCAAAUGAAAUUACAAAGGAUUCUUCAUCAUGGAUUUCACCUAGAAUAUAUUACAACUGCCUUGUUCUUCUGUAAAUGGGUCUUCUCUGUAAAUAGCUGGACAUACUAUAAAUCACUAUUUUGUUAAAAGUCUAA